UCCUUUCCUUAAGAAUUUUCCGUGAAGCUAAAUCACAACAACACAUUACCUUUGUUAUAAGACUAAUGAUAACAUCUCUCCUGUUUGUGUGGUGGCAGGUACGGUGGUGUCAGUUCUCGCCGGCGGUGGUGGUGGUGGUGGUGACGGUGGCUGGCUUUUGUACCGCUCAGAACUCCGCCUCAAGGGAAGACUCCAAUGAAAGCUUCCACCCAAGCCCUCUGAUCAUCGAGUCUCCCUUCUCCUUCCGUCCCAGGCCCAGAGGAGGACGACUUUACGACUCUACAGGUCUCUCAUUUUCCUCCUCCUCCUCACCUUCCCCUUCUGCUUUUCGUUCUCCUAAUUCCUUUUCAUCCCCAUCUUCUUCUUCCUCUGAAACAUUCUCGUCUUAUUCCAGUCUGCAGUCACCUUCUGCCUCCUCUUCUUUCUCCUCUCCAUCAUUCUCAUCAUUCUCCUCUAACGUCUCUCCCUCUCCUUCGCAAUUCUCCUCCCCGUCCUUCUCCAUAGUCCAAGCUACUGGAGUGAAGCUACAUGACACGAGCUCCUCCCACGACUCACGUGAAAGCUUCGGAUUACCACACAGUCCCUCCCUCGGCUAUUCGGCGCCUGGAAUCUCCCCCACACUGAACAGUCACGGGAGUACAGGACUGAUAUCUUCUCCCCAACAAAGCUAUGGAGCCCCUCCUAGAGUCAGCCCAGCCCCAUCUUAUAACCCUACCCCUGCUCCGAUACAAGAUUAUGGCCCCCCUCCCCCUAGACCCACCCCUGGUCCCUCGUAUAUUCCCCCAUCCACAUCCCACCACAAUCACGGCUCGAGGGAAAGGUUGGACAGUCUCGAGGUCCCGGACAACAUCUUCGGGGAUUCCAUAGAGAGCUUCCUCAACGCUCCUCCUCAUGAUAUAUCACCGUCUGGCACCUCAAGUUUCUUAAAUUCCCAGCCAACAAGAGGUUUUUCUAGCCCGCCUGACAGAUCAACUUCCCACGAAACAUUCCUUCGUCCUGCCACGUUCAGUUCUCAGCCAUUAGAUUUCUCUAAUCCACCUGGCAGACCCGAUCCCCAUGAAAUAAUCCAUCGUCCUACCGCGCUCAAUCCUCCGUCAGGUUUUUCUCUACCAUCUAGUGACUUGAGAUCGGCUGAAAUUUUUCAUUCCCUUGAAAGUCAUAGGCCAUCCUCACAGAGAUUUCCCUCGUCCUCAUCCGACCACCUGGCUUCGUCCAGCACCUUCCACGGCCCUGGUGUUGGCUCUCUUUCGCUUCAUGACUCGAGCGAAACUUCCUCUGAGUUGUUUUUGAGGACAAGUGGACAGCCGCGGCCCAACUUUGCCCCGCAAGUUUCCGCAAGUCAGCCGCAGACAAGCUUUGUUGGGGCAUUUCCAAACUACUACUUCAAUUACAACGUGCACGAUCCAGAAGAGGAUGACUUCGAUUCCCUUGGGCGAGGUAAUAAGGGGCCUAACUUCGGGCACAGCGAGCGACGCGAGGGCGGCCGCACCGAGGGUCGCUACUACGUCGAGCUGCCGGACGGCCGCACGCAAGUGGUGGAGUACUACGCGGACGAGACGGGAUACCACCCAACCAUUACGUAUAUAUAGAGAGUGAAUGGUAGAAACUGUCAAGGCAUAUAAAUGACUAAUUUUCUAUCUGUUCAGCGCCAUAUAUGACUUCGUUGCUGCGGCGUCGGUGUUGGUCAAUCAAUCAACUAAUCAGUCUCUGCCUGCUGCUUGAAAACUCUUGAUGUCUAUCGAGUUGUUUUGAGUACAAGGGUAAGAGAUGAAACACAAGGCAAUACUUCCCUCAUAGUCAUUAUCAUACACUGUCUGUAAUUUUCAACAAACCAAACAAACCAUAAUUGUAAACUUAAUGCUUCUCAAAUCGCUCCACAUGUGUAUAAGAUUAAGAGAUGGGCUACUGUGUACAUCACAAACCAUUGCUUCCACCAGUCAUUAUCGUCCGCUGAUUAUGUAUAUUCUCGUACGCACCAAACUAAAGAAGCCAUGGUAUUUGUUUGUAUUCGUGUUCUACAGCACGUCGUGGGAUGGACUUACUGAGGACAAUAAAAAAAAAAAAAUGUUCUGCAGAAAAGUCAGGAACUCAUGUAAAUACCAGAGAAUAAAGAGAGGUUCUGGA
Scylla paramamosain (green mud crab) is the source of this 2124-nucleotide messenger RNA. RefSeq lists its product as uncharacterized. The coding region runs from base 66 to 1589 and encodes 507 amino acids. NCBI's taxonomy places the organism in Eukaryota, Metazoa, Arthropoda, Malacostraca, Decapoda, Portunidae. The transcript has 2 exons. Gene Ontology annotation, cellular component: extracellular matrix. The record is from RefSeq and is a predicted model, not a curated record.